UCCGCUUUCCCCGAAGUGCGCAAGCGCGCCACGGUUCCCGCCCACUGCGCAGGCGGGGCCCCCAGAACCGCGGGAGGCAGCAGCUGGCUGGCGGAGUCUCUGCACUAGUGAGAACUCGCCCACGUGGCCGGCGGGCAGCCGGGCCUGUGAUUGGUCGGGAAGGAGAGGCGUGGAGGCGGGGCGAGGGGAGGUUCCCGGGCGGAGUCUGGCGGGGCUUCCAGGCCAAGCCUGCAUUCCUCCCGGGACCAGUACACAGUUGUGUGUGUGAGCAAGAUGGAGCCUGACCUGUCUGGUUUUAACAUCGAUGCCCCCCGUUGGGACCAGUUCACUUUCCUGGGGCGGGUGAAGCACUUCUUCAAUGUCACGGACCCUCGCACUGUUUUGGUACCAGAGCGGGAGCUGGAUUGGGCCAAGAUGAUGGUGGAGAAAAGCAGGAUGGGGGUCGUGCCCCCAGGGACUCAAGUGGAGCAGCUGCUGUAUGCCAAAAAGCUGUAUGACUCUGCCUUCCACCCUGACACCGGGGAGAAGAUGAAUGUCAUUGGACGGAUGUCCUUCCAGGUUCCCGGCGGCAUGAUCAUCACAGGCUUCAUGCUCCAGUUCUACAGGACGAUGCCAGCGAUCAUCUUCUGGCAAUGGGUGAACCAGUCCUUCAAUGCCUUAGUCAACUACACCAACAGGAAUGCGGCCUCCCCCACAUCAGGCAGACAGAUGGCCCUUUCCUACGUCACAGCCACAACCACUGCGGUGACCACUGCUGUGAGCAUGAACAUGUUGACAAAGAAAGCUCCACCCUUGGUGGCCCGCUGGGUGCCCUUUGCUGCUGUAGCUGCUGCUAACUGUGUCAAUAUCCCAAUGAUGCGACAGCAGGAACUCAUCCAAGGCAUCUCCGUGAAGGACAAAAAUCACAAUGAGAUUGGUCAUUCCCGGAGAGCUGCGGCCGUAGGCAUCACUCAAGUGGUUAUUUCUCGCAUCACCAUGGCAGCCCCUGGCAUGAUCUUAUUGCCAAUCGUCAUGGAAAGGCUGGAGAAACUGCGCUUCAUGCAGAAAGUCAAGGUCCUGCAUGCGCCGUUGCAGGUUAUGCUGUGUGGGUGCUUCCUCAUCUUCAUGGUGCCAGUGGCAUGUGGGCUCUUCCCACAGAUAUGUGAAUUGCCAGUUUCCUACUUGGAACAGGAGCUCCAAGACACCAUCAAGGCCAAAUAUGGAGAACUUGUGCCUUCCGUCUACUUCAAUAAGGGUCUCUAAAUGUCCCACCUCAGCAGGGACCGGUCUAUACCAAUAUUCACCAGCUCCUCCUUAGCUGCCUGUGCCCUCAUUCCUCUUUGCCAACAGGGCCUAAGGCUAGGGUGUAUUUGGGGGUGUAUGAGGCAGCAGAAUUCCUCAUGCUUCUACCCAGGCACUUGGCUUAUUGGGCUCCAGGGGAUGAAAGGGAACAAGGGGUGGAAGACCAAAUCCUCUGUCUGCUUCCCCCUUCCAUCCCAUGGAAACCAGGAGCUGAGGCCCCCUCAGGGAGAAGUUGCUGGGACCUGAGGGAGACAUUCAGCAAACCGAUUGGAAAAAACAGGAAAACUUUGGGAUUCUGGUUCCAGCCAGGAUUGGGAAGAACCCCUGGGACAGAGAGAAGUUUCUACUCUUCUUUCCUCUUCCCUCUGUGUCAUCUUCUCUCAAGCUAUGAAACCUUUACCCAUGUAGUUCUAGCUAACGCAGGAAGUAUGUGUGUUGCGGGGAGGGAGGGCUAGUCUGUGUCACCUUGGGGCUCAUCUCCACUCUACCCCAUUCUCCUCUGUCAGAAAGGCUCUUUGGGAGUGCUGCUAACCUUGAGUUUUAUCAGGCACUUGGGAGUUCUUAGUGCUGAAAAAAGGUCAUUGUGUGAGGCAGCAGAGUUCCCAUGGUGCUCAAGCUCUGUCUAUUGAUACUUUGUUCUGCUCUAAAUUCAUGUCUGAUUUUACUUCUGUGUUUAAAAGAUAAUUCUGCUCAGCCUGUAUGGCUCGGUGGUUGAGCAUUAACCCAUGAACCAGGAGGUCACGGUUUGACUCCUGGUCAGGGCACAUGCCCGGGUUGCGGGCUCAAUCCCCAGGAGGAGGCCUGCAGGAGGCAGCCUGUCAAUGAUUCGCUCUAAUCAUUGAUGUUUCUCUCUCUCCCUCUCCCUUCCUCUCUGAAAUGAGUAACACACACGCACAUGCACACCUAUUUAUAGAGAGAUCUAGAAUGGCUGUGCCUUUGGUCACCUUGAAAAAAAAAAAGUAAUUCUAACUGUGAGUAAAAAGGAUGUAUGUAGGCAUCAACCACACAUUGUAAUGGGUAUAAUUUCCUAGCUACCUCCCUUCUUCAGCCCAUUAGGUUAAAUACCAAAGACUGGUGUGUACUGACUAGGAAAGGGAAGUUUUAUUUGGACGCCUGUAAGAGAAAACCAGCAGGACCAAAGAGCCUUCAAGGACACACAGCAAAGCACAGUCACUUGCCCUUUCCAACUUGGCUGCUGUAGAUGAUUUCUCACGCUUCUUGGGGGACUGUUGUGGCAUACCUGGGGUCAAUGUCUGUAUGAGUUUUGUCUAGUAUAAUUUACUGACUGUUCAAAGAUACCACUAUGAAUUGAAUAAAUUUCUUAA
Molecule: messenger RNA, 2606 nt
Organism: Eptesicus fuscus (big brown bat)
Lineage: Eukaryota; Metazoa; Chordata; Mammalia; Chiroptera; Vespertilionidae
Gene: SFXN2
Product: sideroflexin 2
Exons: 12
Coding region: 274-1242 (322 amino acids)
Biological process (GO): monoatomic ion transport; serine import into mitochondrion
Cellular component (GO): mitochondrial inner membrane
Molecular function (GO): monoatomic ion transmembrane transporter activity
Source: RefSeq, a predicted model, not a curated record